UUCUCGCCGUCAGAGAGCUUCCCAAGCCCUGGAGACGGACUGGCAGAGGCUGGGCUCUCAGCGGCGCCUGCUGUCCCAGUCCCAGCCCUGAGCGACUGGGGAAGUGACCAGAUGCUGCAGUAUCUCGACCUUUCCCUCUCUUCUGCCCUCGGACGAUUAGGACAGCACUGCGGUUUUAAAGCUGCGGUCUGUUUCAGUCACUUGAAGGUGCAACCAUCUUGAUACAAGAAAUCAUGUCAACAAGCUUCACAAGACCAAAACAUUAGCUUUUGACCAAGGACAGUUUUCAGAGAACUUCCUUUAAUCUUCCAGAAUUCAAUUUAAAAAUAAUAUUGUUUUUAUGAUUUCAAAUUCCUCUCACCAUGUUUGUCACUAGUUUGCAAUUGCCCAGCACAGUUUGCCCAGGCAACAGUAAUGAAGAGGAGGCAAAAAGAACACAGCAGUCUUCAACUGUUUUUGGACGAUCCAGAACUGAGAGAGCAGAGAGGAGGGCACAGAGGAGAAGCAACAUGUCUUAUAUUGGUCUCAGACGAGAAGAGAUGGCUGAUAAACUAAAGUACCCACUGGUCCUCCUGGCUCCCGUGAUCCUCAUUCUGACGCUACUUCUAAUUCUAUCUGGUAUUUACAUACUGAAACCAUUUCACAAGGUCUUAAAUUUCACUGGCGGCACCUGCACUGUGCAUGGAACCUGGCAGGAACCUCAGGGCAGUUGCAGCUCUGGGAGAGACAUAUUUUCUCCCUGUGUUCAGAUCAAGGUUACUGUCCACCUAACUGAUGGUUCCAAAGGGAUGGCUGUAAUAAUGGAGAAUGAACAAGCUUUGGUAUACUGUCAGCAGUGCUCCUUUACUUUUGGUCGCCAUGGGGUUUUCGCUGAUCGCCUAGUGGACUGUCACGGCUGGCGAGAAGACUACAGCAGACCUGCUUGUGUAAUGAAAUACCUUGAUCAUUUUGGACAGGUAAACACUACCUUCCCGUGCUUUUACAAUCCAACAAAGCCUCAAGAAGUGAUCAGGGAAAAGCAGCUGACAUGGGGAAUGGUGGUAAACUCCCUACUGUGGCCGUUAUUGAGUUUAUUUGGAUAUGGAGCUGCGGGUGGCUUUGUUCUAUUUGACUGCAACAAGAGAAGAAAACUGAACACUCUCUUGGAGAAUCAGGCUGCCAAAACUGAAAGAGAAAAGGAGCCAAUGAAGAGACGUAGGAGAGGGAGCAAAAUAGCCUGUCGUCACGGCAAUAAUUUUUCCAGCUACCCGACUAUGAUCAAUGGUUCCCUUAGUUGUACCUGUUUGGAUCAUGUUUUGGAAGAUCAUCAAACUACCUCAACACCCAGAGUUGAAGCAUCUUGGACCCACCCAUCAGCUGUUCUCUGGACAGAACAAGAUCUUCUGAAUCUUGAGCAUUUGGAUUUAGCUGUCACAGAAUAUACCCAGAGCAGGCCACCAUCUACCUAUUCUAAUGUCUAUGUACCACAGGAUGGAGAGGUACUUGUAGAUAGUGAAACGGAAUGGAAUACACUUCAUGGAAAUAUGGAAUUUGGAAUAUCAGAACAAGAUAUUGAUUAUUAUUUUGCCAGUAUUUCCAGAAGGCAUAGCUUCCGCCAAAAUAUUCUCCCAUUUCAUCCAUUUGUGGUUAUGGGUGAAACCAGGGUGUAAAUUGAAAUGUAAAUGUAGAAUUUGGUGAGCCAAAGUUUUUGGAUUAUGCUUUUGUCAUGGUAGACACCAUAUAUAUUUUCCAGGAAAAAAUGCACGAUAUUCAGGUAGUUAUUAGUACAUGAUCAUUAUUAAAAGUUUUUUGUUUAGAGCACACAUCUGUCUUUAUUACAUAUGCAAAACAAUCUUGAGAAAGUAAAAGCCAGGAAUUUAAUUUUAGGGUUAUGUAAGAAAUGGUAGCUUUAAAAAUCCUAUAAUCAGUAGGCAGAAAGUCAUAUGCUUUCUUUCUUCAAAAAAAAAAGUUGUUAGUAGCCAGGGACAGAGAUAAAACAAAAUAAAUGUAAAGGAGAAUGGUACUCUCAGGGUCUCACAUCAAGGUCUCUUGGUGCAGGCCUUCACGUUGAUAUUCCUAAGCUAACAAGCUGGAGUCUUGUACCCUCUUAGUGAGACAAGUGUCUGACUGGAGUUAGUAAAUGGCACCAAGCAUGAGAUGAGCUGAAAGAUGACUUUGAGGCAAAGCAAUGGACUUCGGGAGGUUACAUCUUGGGUACAUAUCCUGUGGUCAUUGGGUGCAUAGGAUUGAACAAGUGAUUGACAUUAGAUAAACUACCAGCUCCUAAAAUAUAUAAAUCAGUGAUCGGAAGGGAAGCCUGCAGCCUCCUCCAGAUGGAGGAAGACCGGGGAAGACCAAGUAAAACUGGGGGAAGAGCUUCUGAACAUGUUGGCUAGAGAGCAGAAGGCUGCUGUCAUCAGCUAGAGAUCUACACUCACUCUGUGCCAUUCGUCCGCCUGUUCAUCUUCCGGGACCAGUUUUCACCUGUAAUGGGCCGUAUGCUUUUCUUAUCUAUUUAACUUAGGCAUCAUUUUUAAACUGUUGCCUCUUAAUAAACUACUUUAAAAUCACUUACGAGCUCAGCCCCCCUGCCUUUUUUGGGUGAUAUGUGAUUCCUGAACUCAAAAUCUUGCAGUUAUCAGAACCUAAACUGUGUAGGCAGUCUACCAUAGGAAUUUAUAAGCGGUUACAAUUAGAAUUACAGGUUAGAAUUCCUGUGAUGAAUAUUUGAGUGAUAGCCUGGGAGGUCUGUUUAACAGCUAAGAAUUAUAACUCUGUUUCACUUCCCAGACUAUCCAUGAACCAGUUUUAUAAAAGGGUUUUCAAAUUCUGAUAUUGGAGCAGUGGCAGUGUAUUAAGUACUAUUCUUUCCUCCCAUUCCAUGCCACCAUAUAGCACCAAUUGUUAUUACAGUGGAGAAAAAAGGAGCCUCAGGUGACCCAGCUCCCAAUUAGUUGCAAAAAGGCAUCAGAAGCAUUAAUCUACAAAUCCCUUCUUGGUCACUCCAGUCAACUGCUGUAUCUUCCUCUAUAAAUUUCCUUUGCAUUCCACCGGUCAUGGCACUUCUCUUUUCUAAUGAUACCUAAUCAAGACACUGUAACACCUUCUCUUCCUCUGUCCACGAAUUGAUCUAGGGUGCACCUUAAGAUUCCAUCCAUCAUUUAUACACUCCUAUUACCUAUUUUUCCCCAAGCUCCACUGCCUUCCAGUGCCCUAAAUUAACUUCAAGUUCCUCAUCACUUUUGAAUUCCUGGGUUUCAUCUUGCUGUACCAUAAUAGAUUCUCAUCCAAUCUAUCAUAGCUGCACACACUCUGCAAUUCUGAAAAUUCUGUUUUCCACAAGUUUUGGUGUCACUAUCAAUUAUUAUACUCCAUCUUCAAAAUGCUACCUUAGCAUCCUCCACUUUUACAUAUCCUGCUUUCAAAAACCAUGUAUUAUACAGGUUGCAAAAUAUCAGUUUAGGUCAACUGGUAGCUCUCUGACCCCUCAGAAUUCUGUUGGAGCCCCACACCAGGACUUGCAAGUAUAAUCUAUGAGGAUUCAUCAAUCUUUUGGGAGUGCCAAUUGCAGAUGUGAUACUCAAAUGAGCAGAACCGAUAUGCCAGUUUUGUGGAUCUUAAUGAUCCCUCUGUGGAUCACCACCUUUAUGUGGUGGAGAGGUUUGUGCGCGCUGACUAUCCCUUGAGCGAUGUUGUCAGGAGCUUCUUGUUCAUGGUGGAGCCACCCAUGGUGUAAAGGUUGGGGGGAGGUGCCAGACAAAGUGCGGUCCAAAAAGUCCUCAAUGGCAGAACAGGCAAAGGAAGACUAUGCGUGUCACCAGCUGCGAAGACAGAAGUAGGCUGCAAUGGCAAGUGGGUCCUGGUCAUCUUUCAACAGGUCACCAAAGGUCCCCAUGUUAAACAAAAUCAUGCUCAGGCUUCUGAACAUGCCUGAUCUAGAGUUUAUGGAUGACUGCAGUGUCGUUGCCAACUCUGCACCAGAUUUGUAAGCCACUUUUGAUCUCUUCAAUUCUGCACACAAGAAAUGUUUCCAAAACAAAAAUAAUUUAUCAGCCCACACCUGGUCAGUCAAAUAUUCUAUCUCCCACAUAUGUUGAAGGAGAGACUCUGGAAUAUAAAAUAAAAACAGAAAAUGCAGCAAAAACUUAGCAGGUCUGACAGCAUCUUUGGAGAGAGAAAUAGAGUUAACGUCUCGAGUCCGGAUGACUCUUCUUCAGAGCUGAGUUUUUCCAGCAUUUUCUGUUUUUAUUUCAUAUUUCCAGCAUCCGCAGUAUUUUGCUUUUAUUUUAGACUCUGGAAUAUGUUGAGCACUUCCCAUACCUUGGCAGCUACCUCUCUCUAAAGGCCACCAUUGACAAAGAGAUCCAACACUGAAUCAGCUGUGCCAGCUCAGCCUUCAACAAAUGACAGCAGCGAUUGUUUAAGAACAAAGACCUCCACAAGUCAACAAAAGUCUUAGUGUUCAGAGCAGUUGUCACCACACUCCUAUACGACAGGGAGAUCUGGACUGUGUAUUAGCCAUAGAGAAGGGUGCUUAAGAAAUUCCAUCAGCAAUGCCAAGGCCAAAACCUCUGGAUUCAACGGGUGGACCUUCAAGCAAAUGCUAGCAUCCUUCUUGAAGCCAGCUCCACAAGCAUUCAGGCAAAACAAACUUUUUUGUACUGGAUGGUGUUUGCCUGGCCGAAAAGUAUCUCCCCCACUAGGUCGUGUCUUUUCAACUCGCAAAUGGCCAAUGAUCCAGAGGAGGAAAAAGGAAAUGCUUCAAAAACACUCAGAAGCUUUCAUUGAAACAUGGCAGCAUUGACAUUAAUGAAUGGGAGGAGCUUGCUCCCAAUCUUUCACAAUGUUGACAACUUACCAUCAAGCUGCAUCACACUUUGAGUCACAAUGUCUUAAUGAUGAGGCAGAGUGGCAGCAGAGAAAGAAAGAAAAGGAAGCAAAUCCUGCACUCCAGAACCCAUUAUCUCAUGGGAUAUCCUGCCCCAUGUGCCCAAAGAUCUGUGGGUUGAGAAUAGGGCUGUUCAGUCACUUGAAGACGCAGAAACUCACGGCCCUGAGUAGGGUUCAUCUUUGAAUUGAGGAAUAAGCAACAAUCCUAAAGCACAAUCUAAGAAAAGCAAUGUCUUGGUCAACAUCUCUCCUACAAUAUAGACUACUGGUCAUUAAUUUCAUUGCUGUUGUCAGAUUAGUCAUUCAUAAAAUAACUGUCACUGUAUCUUUUAUGUGGAUGUUACUGAAAACAUUUCUGAAACUUGAUAAGGCACUUUAAGAAUGUUAAGUCACUUUUCAAAUAUCUUCGCUUAUCCCAAACAUUCCAGUUUCCCUCCUGCUUUACAUUGACUGUCAUCCUCAGUGUAAAGCAAUCACAUAUUAUCCUUUACAGGAGGUGUGCUAUAGACAUACUGUUGAAUCUGAUUACUGGUCUAAUGCAAUUGGAAACAUUUAGAUAUGUGCAUUAUAGACAGGGACCCAAUUAACCUUGCUUACUGUUUUUUUUAUUAUGUGUACAUCUAAUUUAACAUCUCAAGGCCUGUGUAAAAUUCCUCAGAAUUUGUUCUCCUACGUUUCCAAAUGUCUUGGAAAAAAAUGAAUGCUAAAAAUAUUUUACAAUCAUACUAAUUUUCAGUCAGUAAGCCCAUUACUAUUUCACUCAAGUCUCUGUUAUUCAUAUGAACCUAGACACAUUUGUGUUGACACCACAAGGACUUUCAUAACAAAGCUCAAUUCUGUUCUCUCUCAAUGUCCACAUAAGCAUUGAUACUGUGGAUGCUGGAAAUCUGAAAUAAUAAGAGAACGCUGGAUACGCAGCAGGUCUGGCAGCAGCUGUGGCACAAUUUCCAAGUGGUGCCAAGGGACAAAAUGUAAGCUUGAACUGAGGGGGCUUUUUAAAAAUUGUCCUUCAUAAUUCAGCCAUACCAGAAUUGAUUGUAGAGUCUCCACUGCUUGAAUUAGCCAACUUGCGACUAUUUUGCACAAUUCAGCAGUACACCACACAGCUUAUUUGCCCACUAGGUUAUUGGCAAGCUCUGUUACAGCUUUUACUUUAAAAGUUCCAGCUUCCAGUCAGAAACUCUGAAUUUAAAAUGGUACUGAGGAAGCAAUAAUUGUUAAAUCGGUAUCUGUAACCACAGUGAAUGUAACUAGACGAUGGCAUAUCGGGGCAGAGUUACCACUUGGGGUGUAAUCAGCAAUCUGGGUACAAGAUGCGCUCAUUUUCUGAAUUUUUUUUUGCUUACGUUUCCAAUCAAACUCAUUCACAUGUAGUCAAACAUCAAAUCCUCUAUCAACCAACGCAAUCAUGUACCAGUUGAAAAUGUAAUUUUUUUCUUGCAUUAAAAAGAAUCCUUGAUAUAUUUGAA
Messenger RNA from Carcharodon carcharias (great white shark), 6338 nucleotides. RefSeq lists its product as uncharacterized. Gene Ontology annotation, cellular component: voltage-gated potassium channel complex; membrane. Gene Ontology annotation, molecular function: potassium channel regulator activity; calcium-activated potassium channel activity. Lineage: Eukaryota; Metazoa; Chordata; Chondrichthyes; Lamniformes; Lamnidae. The record is from RefSeq and is a predicted model, not a curated record. Gene Ontology annotation, biological process: detection of calcium ion; potassium ion transport. Bases 363 to 1649 code for a protein of 428 amino acids. The transcript has 9 exons.